This is a messenger RNA of Arabidopsis arenosa, 2782 nucleotides long. The record is from the annotation of a GenBank genome assembly. NCBI's taxonomy places the organism in Eukaryota, Viridiplantae, Streptophyta, Magnoliopsida, Brassicales, Brassicaceae.
GUCAAAAACCACGUAGUUUUAUCAAUUACACUGUAGAAUUGGUUUGUGAAUUGGGGAAAAAGCAAUCCAGAGAUGGCUCAACAGAGACAAUUUCAGAUGGAAGGUAAUAAUAAUAAUAAUACGAACGAUACCAAGUUGACGAAAAUCUUCGUGGGAGGAUUAGCUUGGGAGACGCAAAGAGAUACAAUGAGACGUUACUUUGAACAGUUUGGUGAUAUCGUCGAAGCUGUUGUUAUUACUGAUAAGAACACUGGAAGAUCCAAAGGAUAUGGAUUUGUGACGUUUAAGGAAGCUGAAGCAGCGAUGAGAGCUUGUCAGAAUAUGAAUCCUGUGAUUGAUGGAAGAAGAGCUAAUUGCAAUCUCGCUUGUCUUGGUGCUCAAAAACCUCGUCCUCCUACUUCUCCUAGACAUGGAGGAACAGGUAGAUUCAGAUCACCAGGAUCAGGAGUUGGAUUAGUUGCUCCUUCUCCUCAGUUUCGAGGCUCUUCUUCUUCCCCUGCUUUCGUUCAUCAACAACAACAACACACUGGUCAAUUCCCAUUUCCUUACUCUACUUACGGGUUUUCUGGUUAUUCUCAAGAGGGAAUGUACCCAAUGAACUACUACAAUCAUCAUCUCUAUGGAGGACAACAAUUUUCACCGUAUAUGGGACACCCAUCAUCAGGAUCAACAGGAAUGUUCCAUGGUUUUUAUCCUUUCUAUGCUCAAUACAAUGCAGCACAAAGUAGCAGUCAGGCACAAGCUCAAGUUCAACAUCACCAAGGUUUCAGCUUUCAAUACACUGCUCCUCCGGCUGCUCCUUUACUGCAAUAUCCUUACUUGCCUCAUCAGCAACACUUCAGUUCUCAGCAGCAAUUCAGCUCUCAGCAGCCUCCGCCUCCAAUCCUCUCCCUCCCAACCUCUUUAGCUCUAUCACUACCAUCAACUUCAUCACCAUCCUCAUCAACAUCCACCUCAGCUGCAACAACAGCAACAAAAACAGUAGUUAUUACUACAGCAACAAAGAAUGCAGCAACAGCUGAAACUAGCACCAAAGAUGUUCUGCUUUUCUCUGUGAUUUUGUUUGUUUUGAGCUCUGAAUCGAUGGGGGAGAUUGUUGUUUUAAGUAGUGAUGAUGGUAUGGAGACGAUAAAGAACAGAGUAAAGUCAUCAGAAGUUGUUCAGUGGGAGAAGUAUUUGCCUAAAACUGUUCUUAGGGUUUUGUUGGUUGAAUCUGAUUACUCAACUCGUCAAAUCAUCACUGCCCUUCUUCGUAAAUGCUGUUACAAAGUUGUAGCUGUUUCUGAUGGUUUAGCUGCGUGGGAGGUUCUAAAGGAGAAGUCACAUAACAUUGAUCUUAUACUAACAGAGCUGGAUUUGCCAUCUAUAUCUGGUUUUGCUCUGCUUGCUUUGGUUAUGGAGCAUGAAGCUUGCAAGAACAUUCCUGUCAUAAUGAUGUCUUCGGAAGAUUCGAUAAAAAUGGUGUUGAAGUGUAUGCUCAGAGGUGCUGCUGAUUAUCUUAUUAAACCAAUGAGGAAAAACGAGUUGAAAAAUCUAUGGCAACAUGUGUGGAGAAGACUUACUUUGCGUGAUGAUCCUACUGCUCAUGCUCAAAGCUUACCAGCUUCACAGCACAACCUUGAAGAUACUGAUGAAACUUGUGAAGAUUCCAGAUAUCAUUCUGAUCAAGGAAGUGGUGCUCAGGCUAUCAGCUACAAUGGUCACAAUAUGCUAGUGGAGAAUGCCAAAUCAGUGGAUGAAAGAGACGAGUUUAAGGAAUCUUUUGAUGUGACAAUGGAUUUGAUUAGUGGAAUUGAUAAGCGUCCUGACAGUCUUUAUGGAGACAACAGUCGAGAUGAGUGUGUUGGUCCUGAGCUUGGACUUUCUCUGAAAAGAUCUUGCUCUGUAAGUUUUGAGAACCAAGAUGAAAGCAAGCAUCAGAAGCUUAGCCUCUCUGAUGCAUCAGCCUUCUCAAGAUUUGAGAAUAGUAAGCCAGCAGAAAAAACCGUCGUUGCUUUAGAGGAGAGUAGUUCAGGUGAGCCAAAGACACCAACCGAAUCACAUGAAAAGUUGAGAAAAGUAAGAUCUGAUCAAGGAAGCGCCACAACGAGCAGCAACCAGGAGAAUAUUGGAUCAUCAAGCAUAAGCAGACAAUGUGGACAGAACGAGUUAAGCUUCCGUAACCAAGUUCAGAAGCAACAUCCGCAAGAUUCCCCCAUACCGGUAGAAUCAAAUCGUGUGAAAGCAGAUAGCAAGGAAGUAGAAGUUGGUUCUCAAAGCACCUGCAACACCAAUGAGGGGAUUGGUGGACAAAGCAGUAGCACAGAGAAACCAAAGGAAGAAGAAAGUGUGAAACAACGUUGGAGUAGAAGCCAGAGAGAAGCUGCAUUGAUGAAGUUCCGGUUGAAGAGGAAAGACCGUUGCUUUGAUAAAAAGGUUCGAUACCAGAGCAGGAAGAAGCUAGCAGAACAACGUCCACGAGUGAAAGGCCAGUUCGUGCGAGCCGUGAAUUCAGAUGCAUCUACUAAAUCAUGAAGCUCUCUUGAAGUUUUUCUCUGAUUUCUUUUGUUGAAUUUAUAACAGAAACUUAUUUAGCUUUGCAAUCUUUAGUGUGCUUUUUUUGUAUUUGAUUGGCUUCUUCUUCUCAGCUAAUAUGAGAUAUUGGGGUAACUUUUGUAUAUAAGUCUGCAAAUGACCAGGCUAAGCUAAAGCACAGUAAUUCCAAUUUCGUUAUGUUGAGAAAUAUUUCUUCUUUAGACACAUCAAUAAAAGAAGCUCUCAAAAGUAAAAAUCAAAUACAUGA